Carica papaya (papaya) is the source of this 1073-nucleotide messenger RNA. RefSeq names its product coenzyme Q biosynthesis Coq4 family protein / ubiquinone biosynthesis Coq4 family protein. Gene Ontology annotation, biological process: ubiquinone biosynthetic process. Lineage: Eukaryota; Viridiplantae; Streptophyta; Magnoliopsida; Brassicales; Caricaceae. The record is from RefSeq and is a predicted model, not a curated record. Gene Ontology annotation, cellular component: mitochondrial inner membrane.
UGAGGUGAGGAACAAAAAAAAAAAAAAAAGCUGAGGGAGGGAAGGAGAGAGCUGAGAACCAGGAGGGGGAUUGCGUUUUUCUUCUUUGGGGUCUGGACUCUGAAAAAGAGGAGGAGGAGGGGGAACCCGAAAAAACAGAGAGAGAACAAGAACGGGGAAAUUUUCCAGGAGAGAAAAAUUUAGAAUCGGUGGUGAGGAAUCCUGCCUUGAGAUGUUUCAUGUUUAGAACACAAUAAGGGACAAUGAUAGAGGGUGUUCGUAUCAGGCUGAACCCGUGGCAGCAGGCAGCAGUUGCCCUUGGUUCUGCAGUUGGUGCAUUACUAGACCCACGAAGGGCUGAUCUUAUAGCUGCUCUUGGGGAAACAACUGGAAAACCUGCUUUUGAAAGAGUUCUGGAAAGGAUGAAGCAAAGCCCAGAAGGCAGAGUAGUCCUCUUGGAGAAACCUCGUGUUAUAUCUUCAGAAGUGGGGCAUGCGUGGGAUAUGCCAGCCAACACUUUUGGUGCUGCUUAUGCAAGAUUCAUGGGAUCAAGGAAUUUCUCCCCAGAUGACCGCCCACCAGUCCGGUUUAUGGACACAGAUGAACUUGCAUAUGUAGCAAUGCGUGCUCGAGAGGUACAUGAUUUCUGGCAUACCCUGUUUGGUCUUCCCACCAACUUGAUUGGAGAGUCUGCUCUUAAAGUGAUUGAGUUUGAGCAAAUGCAUUUGCCUAUGGCCCUGCUUUCUGUUUUUGGGGGCACGGCAAGAUUUAACGAGAAGCAAAGGACUUUAUUCUUCAAGCAUUAUUUCCCAUGGGCUAUCCGGGCUGGCAUGCAAUGCACAGAUCUCAUGUGCGUGUAUUAUGAGAAACACUUUCACGAGGAUUUGGAGGAGGUUCGAAGAAAAUGGGGGAUAGUACCUGCUCCAGCAGCUCUCAAAUAAAUUGGUGUAACUGGUGGGGAAAUGCCUUGUUGGUUAGAUACUGUAAGUCAUGCACAAGAAGUUGUGUUUAUAAUCUGAAAUUUGUUUGAACACCUCAAGCAAUGAAUAAAUUACCUGGAAGCAAUUAUUCAGUCUUCCUUGUAUCCAAUCUAA